Haplochromis burtoni (Burton's mouthbrooder) is the source of this 5938-nucleotide messenger RNA. RefSeq names its product lymphocyte antigen 75 (gene ly75). Gene Ontology annotation, molecular function: signaling receptor activity. Lineage: Eukaryota; Metazoa; Chordata; Actinopteri; Cichliformes; Cichlidae. The record is from RefSeq and is a predicted model, not a curated record.
CUAUUUAUUUCAUAACGCUCUCCCUCUGAAAGGUUUCUCGUUGCUGUUGUUUUAUUCGUUAAGCGGAAGUUUGUUGCUAAAUUGACUUGGACUCAGUGGAUGACAAGACUUUCAACUGGGAGAACUGGGUGGCGUCGGCGAUCACUUUCGCUUUGGAGCUCAGUUAUCAACCGGCCUAAACUAAGUGCGCCACGCUCAGAGGAGGCUUUAUGAUUAUAACAGAAAGACUCGGUCGUGACCAUGCCGAGUCUAUCCAGAGCGCCUCUUUGUCUUUGUUUGUUGAUAUUGUUGGAGGCAGCUGUUCACUGGGGAACUGGUUCACCAGCUGCAGGUUUAGAUGAGGAUGCUUUCACCAUUCAGCACCAGAGCACAGGGAAAUGCCUGAGUGCAUGGGGUUCAGCAAACCUGAGCCUCGCCACCUGCAACUCAAACAGCAAGUCCCAACAGUGGAAGUGGGGUUCAGGUCAACGGCUCUUCCAUGUGGGAACAUCGCUCUGCAUGGCGCUGGACGUCAAUUCCAAGAUGUUGACUAUGUUCGACUGUGGCUCCAACAUCCUGCUAUGGUGGAGCUGUUUGGAUGGAGUUGUUUACACCGUUUAUCAGAUGGGCCUGGCGGUCAACAACGGCAAAGUAGCGCUCAGUCGGGAAACUAAUGACACUUGGGUAAGAGGAGAAUCCCAAGACAACAUCUGUCAGAGGCCAUACCGCGUCAUCCAUACCAUGGAUGGGAACUCUGCCGGCAGCCCCUGUGAGUUCCCCUUCAAGUACAAUAACAGCUGGUAUCAUGGAUGCCUCCCCGAUGCAGAAUUCCCUGGAAUGUCCUGGUGUGCCACCUCCUCAGACUAUGACCAAGACAAGAAGAUGGGACGCUGUCUGAAACCUGAGGAGGGCUGCCAGACUCUUUUUACUGGUCCAGACGGCGAUUCAUGCUAUGAGUUUGUCACCAACGGUGCGGUGACCUGGCACGAAGCUCUGGAUUCGUGUCGCAGUCAGGGAGCAGAUCUGCUUAGUUUCUCUGGGCCCGAUGAGCUCAAUUCUACAAUCUUGUUGGACGGCCUUGGAAGAAUGCCGGAGAGGAUGUGGAUCGGCCUUCACCAAUUAGAUACUUCUCAAGGAUGGCAGUGGUCAGAUGGCUCUCCUCUCUCCAUGUUACGCUGGGAACAAGGAAUGCCCUCCACCUCCAUCAUCAUUCUGUCAGACUGUGGAGUCCUGAACUCCAAGAACAACUAUGAAACGAUGGCGUGUAACAGGCGGCUGCCAUACGUCUGCAAGAAGAGAGUCAAUGCCAGUGAGACAACAACAACAGAUUCUUUUGUCUAUAAAGAAACGUUGUGUAAGGAUGACUGGGUGCCGUGGAACGGACUUUGUUACAAGUUGAUGGAGCAGCCAAAGAACUUCAGCGCUGCCCAGGAACAGUGUAAAGCUGAGAAUGGAGUGUUAGCCAGUUUCCACACUAUUGACAGCAAAGAGAUGAUCAGCACUAAUUUCCACGGAGAUGGCAAGACUUUAGAUGUGUGGAUCGGUCUGGUUGGUGUUGGCACGAACUCCACCGUUUUCAACUGGACGGACGGAGCACCCAUCACCUUCACUUACUGGGCUCCAUCACAACCGGUCCAGCCCACUUCGGAUACCAGCUGUGUCUCCUACACUGGAGAGUUUCAUAGUUGGCGGAUUGAGGAUUGCACACAGAUGCUGGCCUUCAUGUGCCAGAGGAAAGGAGAGGUCAAUGAAUCAGCAGCACAGGUCGGAUGUAGCUCGAAAGAUGGUUGGAAGAGACAUGGAAACUCCUGUUAUAAAGUGAACAUGACGCAAGUGUCCUUCAAGGACCAUUGCUACGUCACCAUAAGAAACAGGUUUGAGCAGGCCUUUAUUAAUAGUCUGCUGCAAGAGACGGCAGGCAAGGAAACUCAGUAUUUUUGGAUAGGGUUGCAGGACAUCAACAGAGAGUACAAGUGGGUGAGGGCAGAGGGGUCGACGGAUGUGGCAACAUACACCAACUGGGGCGUGUUUGAACCAGAUCAGCAAGGAGGGUGUGUUGCAAUUUCCACUGCAAAGCCUUUGGGUAAGUGGGAGGUGAAGAACUGCACUCUCUUCAGGGCCGGCACCAUCUGUAGAAAAGACCUCAUUACACCUCCUGCCCCAGAACCAGAACCAAACCUUAAUGCAUCGUGUCCUAAUGGCUGGGUGUCCAGGCCAAACAUCAAAUACUGCUACAAGGUGUUUCAUGAAGAAAGGUUGAGCAGGAAGCGCUCCUGGGAGGAGGCCAUGAGGUUCUGUCAGGCUCUAGGAGCCAAUCUUCCCAGUUUCACAAACUUGGAUGAAAUGAGAGCCCUACACUUCAUUAUGAGAGAGACCAUCAGUAAUAAUCGGUACUUCUGGAUCGGCCUGAACAGGAGAAACCCCGCAGAUCGCUCGUGGCAGUGGAGUGACGGCCGGCCCGUAUCUCUAGAUAUUUCAUACAGAAAUUUCUACGAGGACGAUGCGUACGAUCGGGACUGCACUGCAUUCAAGACAAUGACGAACAGCUUGAAACACGUGUUUUACUAUCUGGUGCACGACUUGCCUCCCAUACCUUUCUACCCCAGACCCUUUCAUUGUGACGCGCAGCUGGAAUGGGUCUGCCAAAUACCCCGAGGAGUGACACCGAAAACGCCAGAGUGGUACAAUCCCGAUGGGCAUCAUGACUCGUCCAUCUUUGUGGAUGGAGCAGAGUUUUGGUUUGUUAAUAAGCCACCGCUCAGUUUUCAGGAGGCGAGGCUCUUUUGCGAUUCAGAGAACGGCACACUGGCGGCUCCAACUAGCACCGAUGCUGCUAUUAAAAUCCAAAAUGCAAUAUAUACAAUAUCGGAUUCCAACAAGCAAAGCUGGUGGAUUGAUAUGAGCCAGCCUGGACGCAUAUUCCCUAUGACGUACAACUCUAUUUUCUAUAACCAUUUAUUUCCCCUGGGUAACUGCACCUACAUCACUCCUGAAAGUGUCUUUCCCGACUCUGAUCAGUGCUCACGGAGGUUACCGUUUGUGUGUGAAAGAGUGAACACGACAUUAGUGGAGAAAAACCCCCUGGAGCCUCAGCCUGGAGGACUGCCCUGUGGGAAGGAAUCUAUCCCCUUCAGAAAUAAAUGCUACACGCUGAUGAAGAAUUCAAAACCUUUUAACUUCAAGGGUGCCAACGAGGAAUGCCAGACAGUAAAGGGAACCUUGGUCACCAUCUCCGAUCAGAUUGAGCAAGAUUUCAUCAACACCCUCCUGAUGGACACAAAAGACAUGGACAAAACAUGGAUUGGUAUGAAAAUCCAGAACAGUGAAGCUUCAUGGAUUGACAGUUCUACAGUGAACUACAUAAAUUUUAACCCUCUGCUUCUGGGCAUGCACAAGGUCGUGGCUUUUCAUCCAUGGGAUCUGGAGAGUUUGGAUUUGUGCGUGUUCAUGCUCCAUAACGGCAAGUCUGACAUGCUGGGUACCUGGGACUACACCAGCUGCACAAAGAUGCUAAAUGUGGCUGUUUGCCAACACUAUGCAGAUAAGCUAGAGGAGCCACAGGUCCCCAUGAAGCCUUUCGUUGUCAAUAACCACACCGUGCUGCUGCUCGUCAAAAAUCUCACCUGGUUUGAGGCUUUAGAGGAGUGCAAAAAAACCGACAUGGACCUGGCAAGCGUGGCUGAUACCUACAUGCAAUCCGUCCUCACCGUGCACGUGAGCCGUGCAAAAACACCCAUGUGGAUUGGACUCUUUAGCGAAGAUGACGGGAACCACUACCACUGGACUGACCAAAGUCACACUGUGUUCAGUCGCUGGUCUUCUGAUGCCACUAGUGGCCAAUGCGUUUACCUGGACACCGAUGGCUUCUGGAAAGCCACUGAGUGUCUGGACAGUCUAGGAGGCGCUGUCUGCCACAAACCAAGCAAGCACAAAAUCCCCACACAUAAGGAUGUUUUAGUGAAGUGCCCCCAUAAAAAAAAUGGUCCAAACUGGAUCCCCUGGAAGAAUAACUGCUACUCAUUUCAGCUGGUUGGCUCCAGAUGGGAGUCGUAUAACCGAGGACGUAUUGAGAAUACCUGCAAAAAACUUCAUGCAGAUGCAGACAUCCUGACUAUCAGAAAUGCACAAGAGAACGAGUUUAUAAAGAGCCAGCUGCUGCCCUUUGAGUCAUUGGUCCAGUUUGUAUGGCUGGGACUGUUCAAGGAUAACAAUGAUAACCAGACAAGGUGGUAUGAUGGCACAAAUGUGCAAUAUUCCAACUGGGCGAAAGGCCGACCUAAUUUAGAAAACCCAUUCUUAGCCGGUCUCACGACUGAUGGCACAUGGAUUCUCGUCACAAAGAAAGAGCUACACCCCGUGUUCAAGCAGAGGACAAUUGUGAGCUGCAAGCUGGAUUAUGAACCCAAGAAAGAAUACAACCAGUCAGCCAUGGAUUUUCAGCAGUAUGGUAACUUAACAUACAGGGUUGUUACCCAAAAGUUGAAUUGGUCUCAGGCUGUAGUCGAAUGUGAUAAGCUUGGAGGCCACCUGGCAAGCAUCCAUGACGUGGAGCACAACGCACACCUGAGGCUCAUUUCCAAGAUGGAUGGCUUCCCACUCUGGAUUGGCCUGUCAAACUAUGCUGUCAGUGGCUCAGCCUAUGAAUGGUCUGAUGGAACAAAAUUUGACUACCAUCCCACCAUCUCUGACUCCCAAGACACACCGAAAACCAACUGUGUUUAUAUAAACCCUGCUGGAGACUGGAAAAGGACCAGCUGCAAUGCUAUGAUCGAUGGCGCCAUCUGUUACACCACCAAUAUUACCUCUUCUAGCCAAAGAGCCAAACUACAAGAUGGCCCAGAAACUAAUCAUUGCCCUCAGGUCGAUGGUAAGUCCAAGUGGGUUCAGCACGAGGAUCACUGUUACGCCUUUGACAUGAGCUUCUACAACUACAGACUCUACAGCAUGGAACAGGCCAAGGCUCUCUGCCAGGAGAUGGAUUCUCAUCUACUAACAAUCGAAACCAAAGACGAAAAUGAUUUUCUGGCCAACUACAUCACUGAGCACCCUCUCAUCACCAGUCAAGUGUGGCUCGGCAUAGAUCUUGAUACUCAAGGUAAGCCUGUAUCCUCGCAAGAUGGCUCCCAUCUGGAUUUCUCUAACUGGUCAUCUACAGCCGGAACCGGGAAGAAGUCUGGGUCCCAGUGUGCCGUCAUGGUGGCAGGCAAUGGUGGAAACUGGAAUCUGGUCCCCUGCGAGAGUAGCUACAGUCGUGUUGUUUGCAAAACGAAAGCAAAGUCUGCAGGCUCCCCGGUGGCACUGGGCUUCUUCAUCGUGGCGCUCAUCGCUCUCAUUUUAGCCCUCGGCUUUGUCAUCUACAAGAAAAAACGAGCCCACUUCCCUUCUACCGUCCGCUACGAGAGGACCUUAGACGAUAUGGACACCACCAGUAUAAUUGAUGCAGACUGAGCCUGCUUCAAGUUUUCAGCCUCAGGAAGUAUUGAUAUGUCUGCCACAAGUGAUUUUUUUAAAUUAUUUAUUUAUCUUUCUCUCAUUUAAUUAUAUUUAAUAUAGCUCUGACUAUACUAUAUACUUGACUACUGACCAAGAACGCACUUUAAUACCUUGUGGAGAAGCGGUUCCCAAAUUCAAGCACAGUGAGUUUUGGAAAGGGUUUUUUUUUUUUUUUUUAAUCAUGUUUGCAAUUGAGAUUGCACUGCUGUUUCUUGUAAAUGCUCUGUAAAUAAGUGAUGUGUUUAUUACUGAGAAUGAACCAAAGACGCUCUGACUCAUUUUGAAUGUUAAAAGCCAGAAGAACUGCUUCCGUGUGGCUUGUUAACCUCUCUUUAUAUCAAACUGCAGACCAAAUGGUUUUUUUGCUCCGUUUACUUUCAUGUCAUUGCUGCUCAAACUUAUCAGCUGAAAUCAGGUAUGCUUCCAAUAAAAUGCACCGCUUUCAAUGGCUUUUAUUUUUCAGUUA